Diceros bicornis minor is the source of this 1988-nucleotide messenger RNA. RefSeq names its product coiled-coil domain containing 78 (gene CCDC78). The transcript has 12 exons. Gene Ontology annotation, cellular component: cytoplasm. Bases 578 to 1795 code for a protein of 405 amino acids. NCBI's taxonomy places the organism in Eukaryota, Metazoa, Chordata, Mammalia, Perissodactyla, Rhinocerotidae. The record is from RefSeq and is a predicted model, not a curated record.
GCCGCGCCGGGCGCUAUGGCGCCUCCUGCGCGAAGCCCUCCAGGCUCCCGUGCUGGGGCCAGACCCUUGGCCCCUGACUGGGACGUCUGCACCCCCUUCCUCCAGGCUGGGGGUGCGGAGAUCUGUCCAGUUUGUUCGCCUGCCCGUCCUAGCACUGAGCCGAGAGGCACACAGAAGGGGUCUAAUGAGUGUGCAAACCCACACGGUACGGCGGGGCACCCAACAGUAACAGCAGAGGCAGCUCCAUUCCGGACGCGCGUUCCCCCUUCUCCUCAGGCUGGGCGCUUUCCUGCACCCCUGGUUCCAUCUGCACCCCGAAUAAAUGCAGGGGUGCUGGUCUACAUUUCCCAGAUGAGGAAAUGAAAGCCAGAAAAAAUGGCCACCAUAUAUGGAAAGAGCUGAGAGAGUUCCCCCCACCUCCCUAACCACCGAACUGCCCUGCCUGCCCUCAUGGGUGGGGCCCCGGCAAUCUCCGGGGACCAACAGGGGCCUUGGCAACAGAAGCCACCGUGUCGCAGCAACAGGCCACUAGGUGAGGCGGCACUGGGCUGGGGCAGGCCAAGAGUUCCUUUCCCCUAUGGAGCGUGUGGCGGCCACAGGCCCCAGGCCAGGGGCCCCCCCUCGGGCCAUUGAGAAUGUUCUGCCACAGGCAGAGGACUGGCUGCCAGGAGUCCCAGGGGGUGCCCCAGCCUGGGCCACCAGCCUUGAAACAGAGCUUCCCUCAGAUCUAGAGCUGAGUGAGGAGCAGCGGCUGCAGAUUUCUAAGGAGCUCGUCGACCUGCAGAUCACAACCCACCGCCUGCGGGAGCAGCAUGAGGCUGAAAUCUUCGAGCUGAAGAGUGAGGUCCUGCGGCUGGAGAGCCGAGUGCUAGAGCUGGAGCUGCAUGGAGAGCGUGCAGCCCUGGCAGAGGCUGACCCAGGGCACCGCCAGGCACUGGCACAGGAGCUCGGGCACAAGGCCCAUGGGCAGGGACCCUCUGACCGCCGCAGACUUCAGGUGCAGCCCCAGGACUUCCUGACCCCUGGGAACGAGCAGCAGAAGCUGAGGAACAGCAUGAGUGGAGAAGUGAAGCAGGCACUGGAGCAGCACAGAGCACGGGAGCAAGCACUGGAGACGCCAGUGGCAGCCCUGUGCCGGCAGCUGCAGGGAGCCCGAGAGGAGGCCAGGACAGCUAGGCAGCGCCUGGCUGCACAAGCUGCGGUGUUGUCCGCCUGCCACGGCCAGCUCCGCCAGGCAGAGGCCGAGAACGCCCGGCUGCAGCUGCAGCUCAAGAAGCUAAACGAGGAGUACGCCAUCCGGCUGCAGCGCUGCGCCCGCGCCGUGGCCGAGUAUGUGCAUGGUGCGUGUCAGGCGCCUACAGCCGCAGCCCUUCGAACAUUCCUGGAGACCACCCUGGAGGACAUCCGGGCGGCACAUCACAGCCGUGAGCAACAGCUGGCCCGGGCUGCUCGCGCCUACCGCAAGCGCCUGGCAGAUCUGAGCCGUAGGCAUGAGGAGCUGCUGGCCGCCCACAGGGGCCUGGAAGCUGCAUCCUGGGCCCAGAUCCGCCAGGAGCUCCAGGAGUUCUCUCGUGGCACCCAGGCAGAGCUGGAACGGGAGCGGGCACAGCUGCUAGUCCGGGCUACGAUGGCUGAGGAGCAACUUUCCGAGCUACAGGAGUACGUGGACCAGCACCUGGGCAGGUACAAGCAGGAGAUCCUGAGGCUGAGGAAGCUGGUGGGUACAGAGGACCCCUGGAAAAUUGGGGGCACACCUCCAGCCAAGCCCCAGCGCCCAAGGACCCGGAGCCACUAGCUGGUCAUUGGAUAAACUCAGAGCAAAACUCUUCCCAGGCAGCAUGGAGUCCUCCCCACUGUCCCCGCUUGAGGGGUCAUUCCACCCAGCCCUCCACCCAACAAGAGUCAGGAAGCAGUCCACUGAGUCUUUAUUGUGUCCAAACAGUCAACCACCCUGAGAAUCAGGGGCCCCGGGGACUGAGGCAGAACCA